AUGAUAUGUCUGCCAAACCAUAAUAAGUCGCUGCCUCCAAGAAGAACUCCUAACACAAUGGCUGAAACGCAGACAGUUUUGGCGUCGCAUGAGUCCGGACGAAGCUCUGAGAGCUCAAGCUCUGUGGAUAUCGUCGCAAACGAGAAGCAGAAGCUGGCCACUGCUGGACUGUCGCACCCUCAACCAAAAGGCCUUCCAGACCUCCGCAAUUCGGCGUCACCAAAGCGAUGGAAAACAUUCUGGAAGUCGUUCCGAUAUCUGCAACACCUGACACCGAAGCAAGUCGACGAUUUCAUGGCGUCAUAUGUAAUCUAUAACCUCGAUUGGUCCGACGAGAAACAGAUGGUCGAGGUUCUGGGUCCGAAUUACCAGGCCAAGGUUGGAGACUGCCUCCAGGCGUACUAUGGAGUGUUGAAUCACCUGUGCGCGCUUGGCGAUGUCGAGAAAAUGUACAUUCCGCCGUUCAUGAGCAGCAAAGCGACCGUGCGCGAAAAUCAACUGCUGUAUGAAGAGUCAAUUGCGCAAGAUAUUGGACUAAAACCUGGCGAUCGCGUGUUGGACUUGGGAUGCGGUCGCGGCAGAGUCGCAGCACACAUGACGCAGUUCUCCGGAGCGCAGGUCACGGGCCUCAACAUUGAUCCCAACCAGGUCGCCCAGGCGACUUCCUUUAACAAGCAACUCGGCUUCGACUCCAACUCCUUCGUCGUCCAGGACUUCAACAGCCUCCCGCUUCCCUUCGCCGACAACAGCUUCGAUGCCUUUUACCAGAUUCAGGCUCUCAGUCUGUGCAAGGACCUCUCGGCUCUCUUCCGCGAGAUUUAUCGAAUCGUCAAGCCCGGUGCCAGGGUCUCCCUGCUCGACUGGGUCAGCUUCCCCGAAUAUGACCCCUCGAACGCCGAACACGCCGAGCUCAUGCGUCGGGUGAAGCCGCUUAUUGGCGCCGUGGGGACCCCCACCCCCGAGAUUCUGGAGACAGCUCUUGCGGAGGCCGGGUUCACAGUGUUACGCUCGGACAACGCAAGCGUGGGCGGGUUGCAGGCCCCCUUGAUCGACAAGGUCGAUUUGUACUUCCGCUCUAUGCGACAAGUUAUUCUCGGCCUCGUCAAAACACACGUGCUUCCUCGCCAUUUCAAGACCUUGAUCAACCGGCUGUGCCUCGAUGGACAGGCGUUCGUGAAGAUGGACACGAUGCGACUGAUUACGACGAGCUACCGCAUCAUCGCACAGAAGCCGGAGCAAUAA
Aspergillus calidoustus is the source of this 1242-nucleotide messenger RNA. NCBI's taxonomy places the organism in Eukaryota, Fungi, Ascomycota, Eurotiomycetes, Eurotiales, Aspergillaceae. The record is from the annotation of a GenBank genome assembly.